This is a messenger RNA of Orycteropus afer afer, 2122 nucleotides long. RefSeq names its product NADPH--cytochrome P450 reductase. Gene Ontology annotation, cellular component: cytosol. Lineage: Eukaryota; Metazoa; Chordata; Mammalia; Tubulidentata; Orycteropodidae. Gene Ontology annotation, biological process: response to hormone. The record is from RefSeq and is a predicted model, not a curated record. Gene Ontology annotation, molecular function: FMN binding; flavin adenine dinucleotide binding; NADPH-hemoprotein reductase activity.
GUUUGAUGAUCAACAUGGAGGACUCCAGCAUGGAUACCAGCACCACCGUGUCUGAGGCAGUGACUGAAGAAAUGUCUCUUUUCAGUAUGACGGACAUGAUUCUCUUUUCACUCAUCGUGGGUCUCCUAACCUACUGGUUCCUGCUCAGAAAGAAAAAAGAUGAAGUCCCUGAGUUCAGCAAAAUCCAAACAACGACCUCCUCGGUCAAAGAGAGCAGCUUCGUGGAAAAGAUGAAGAAGACGGGGAGGAACAUCGUCGUGUUCUACGGAUCCCAGACGGGGACCGCCGAGGAAUUUGCCAACCGCUUGUCCAAGGACGCCCACCGCUACGGGAUGCGGGGCAUGGCAGCAGACCCCGAGGAGUACGACCUGGGUGACCUCAGCAGCCUGACCGAGAUCGAGAACUCCCUGGUAGUUUUCUGCAUGGCAACCUACGGGGAGGGGGACCCCACCGACAACGCCCAGGACUUCUAUGACUGGCUGCAGGAGACCGAUGUGGACCUCUCUGGGGUCAAGUAUGCGGUGUUUGGCCUCGGGAACAAGACCUACGAGCACUUCAAUGCAAUGGGCAAGUACGUGGACAAGCGGCUGGAGCAGCUGGGAGCUCAGCGCAUCUUUGACCUCGGGAUGGGAGACGAUGAUGGGAACUUGGAGGAGGAUUUCAUCACGUGGCGAGAGCAGUUCUGGCCGGCUGUGUGUGAGCACUUCGGUGUUGAAGCCACCGGAGAGGAGUCCAGCAUCCGCCAGUAUGAGCUCGUGGUCCACACAGACAUAGACACAGCCAAAGUGUACUCUGGCGAGAUGGGCCGCCUGAAGAGCUAUGAAAACCAGAAACCGCCCUUCGAUGCCAAGAAUCCGUUCUUGGCCGGAGUUACCACCAACCGGAAACUGAACCAGGGGACUGAGCGCCACCUCAUGCACCUGGAAUUAGACAUCUCAGAUUCCAAAAUCAGGUAUGAGUCUGGGGACCACGUUGCUGUGUACCCCGCCAACGACCCCACCCUCGUUAACCAGCUGGGUGAGAUCCUGGGUGCCGACCUGAAUGUCAUCAUGUCCCUGAACAACCUUGAUGAGGAGUCCAACAAGAAGCACCCGUUCCCCUGCCCCACCUCCUACCGCACGGCCCUCACCUACUACCUGGACAUCACCAACCCGCCCCGCACCAACGUGCUUUACGAGCUGGCCCAGUACGCCUCGGACCCCAGCGAGCAGGAGCACCUGCGCAAGAUGGCCUCCUCCUCGGGCGAGGGCAAAGAGCUGUACCUGAGCUGGGUGGUGGAGGCCCGGAGGAACAUUCUGGCCAUCCUCCAGGACUACCCGUCCCUGAGGCCGCCCAUCGACCACCUGUGCGAGCUGCUGCCCCGGCUGCAGGCCCGCUACUACUCCAUUGCCUCCUCCUCCAAGGUCCACCCCAACUCCGUGCACAUCUGCGCCGUGGUCGUGGAGUACGAGACCAAGUCUGGCCGAAUCAACAAGGGUGUGGCCACCAGCUGGCUGCGAGCCAAGGAGCCUGCUGGGGAGAACGGCCACCGGGCCCUGGUGCCCAUGUUCGUGCGCAAGUCCCAGUUCCGCCUGCCCUUCAAGUCCACCACGCCUGUCAUCAUGGUGGGCCCCGGCACCGGGGUGGCCCCUUUCAUAGGCUUCAUCCAGGAGCGCGCCUGGCUGCAGCAGCAGGGUAAGGAUGUCGGGGAGACACUGCUGUACUACGGCUGCCGCCGAUCGAACGAAGACUACCUGUACCGCGAGGAGCUGGCCCAGUUCCACAAGGAUGGCACCCUCACCCAGCUCAACGUGGCCUUCUCCCGGGAGCAGCCCCACAAGGUCUACGUGCAGCAUCUACUGAGAAGGGACAAGGAACAUCUGUGGAAGCUGAUCCACGAGGGCGGGGCCCACAUCUACGUCUGUGGGGAUGCUCGGAACAUGGCGAGGGACGUGCAGAACACCUUCUACGACAUCGUGGCCGAGUUCGGGGCCAUGGAGCACACGCAGGCUGUGGACUAUGUCAAGAAGCUGAUGACCAAGGGCCGCUACUCCCUGGACGUGUGGAGCUAGGGGCCAUGCAGCCCCUGCCAGGCCCUGCCCUUCACACCCCACCAGACCUGCUCCCAUGUAAUCACUCUCCU